AUAGACAACCCAGUCCCAGUUGCAGAACCUUGUCUUUGCGUUUCAAACACCCCCAACACAAGAAGGAAAGAAGAAAAAGGAGCAAGAGAAAAUAAAAGUAUCACUAUCUACACCUUUUUUUAUUUUCCUUCAUACCAAAUGGGAAGACCACCUUGCUGUGACAAAAUUGGGAUUAAGAAAGGGCCAUGGACUCCUGAGGAAGACAUCAUCUUGGUCUCUUACAUUCAAGAACAUGGACCCGGGAAUUGGAGAUUGGUUCCCUCAAAUACAGGGUUGAUGAGAUGCAGCAAAAGCUGCAGACUCAGAUGGACCAACUAUCUCCGACCUGGAAUCAAACGAGGGAAUUUCACCGAUCAUGAAGAGAAAAUGAUAAUCCACCUCCAAGCCCUUUUGGGUAACAGAUGGGCUGCAAUAGCGUCGUAUCUUCCACAGAGGACAGACAAUGACAUAAAGAAUUACUGGAAUACCCAUUUGAAAAAGAAGCUGAAGAAGAUGCAGAGUGAGGAGGGUGAUGAUGAAGGUAACAAUUACGACAAGGGAAACUCGUGUUCGCAGCUAAAGGGUCAGUGGGAGAGAAGACUUCAAACAGAUAUCCACAUGGCAAAACAAGCCUUAUGCGAGGCUUUGUCUCUCGACAAACCAACCCAAAUCUUCCCCGAGACCAAACUACCCUCCACUUCUUCUUCUUCCCAAUGUUUCCACCCCGCAUCACCAAACAAAACAGCAACAUCCUUGUACGCCUCCAGCACAGAGAACAUAGCGAGGUUGUUGGACAAUUGGAUGAAAAAAUCCCCAAACAAAACCGAAACAAACUGCUCCAUCAGCAACAACAACAUGGUAACCACAGGGUCUAGUUCGAGCGAGGGAACGCAAAGCACCGUGACAUGCACGCAGGACCACCUUGACUCCUUGUGGAGCUUCAAGUCUGAACGUUCGCAAUCCGAAGAGAACACGAACUUGGUGGAGAGUAAGCCAAUCGUGGAGACGCAAGUGCCUCUGAUGCUGCUGGAGAAUUGGCUUUUCGACGAUGGUGCACCUCAGUGCAACGAAGAUCUCAUCAACAUGUCACUGGAGGAAAGUACAGAUGGGUUGUUCUAGUUGUUCCAGUUGUUCUAGUCCUAGAUCGAUGUAACCAAAUCAAGACCAAAAAAGUCUUGAAAAGAAAGAAAGAAUGCGUGUGAGUGUGUGUGUGUGAAUUAGACUUUUAAGUUAUUGCAAAUGAAACUACUUUUCUAGGUCCCCAGUAGGAAGGUAACUCCACGAUACAAACAAAAGUGUACAUUACAAGUACAUCUAUAACUAUAACUAUCAUCAUUACCUAUCUUAUCUUAUCUACCAUAAUAAUAACUUCAGUUCAAUA
Messenger RNA from Vigna unguiculata (cowpea), 1360 nucleotides. RefSeq names its product myb-related protein 306-like. The record is from RefSeq and is a predicted model, not a curated record. Lineage: Eukaryota; Viridiplantae; Streptophyta; Magnoliopsida; Fabales; Fabaceae. Gene Ontology annotation, biological process: response to auxin.